Raphanus sativus (radish) is the source of this 3954-nucleotide messenger RNA. RefSeq names its product probable disease resistance protein At1g12290. The record is from RefSeq and is a predicted model, not a curated record. The coding region runs from base 797 to 3466 and encodes 889 amino acids. The transcript has 4 exons. Gene Ontology annotation, molecular function: protein binding; ADP binding. NCBI's taxonomy places the organism in Eukaryota, Viridiplantae, Streptophyta, Magnoliopsida, Brassicales, Brassicaceae.
AAGUCGUAACCCAAAGAGAUGUAUCGGUCAUCGACUCAUCGGAGCCGGAGAGUCACUGGGUGGGAGGGAUCUGAAUGUAACAACACCCAAUCUCGAUGGAGGGUUAAGGCUUGAGAUCGAGAAUAAAACCUCGCUUCGCAGUGAUGGGAGGUUGAUUCUUCUCAUCAAAGAUUGGUUGGAGAUUACGUGUCUGUAUGUAUGGGUGAAGUACGCAAAGUUCACUCCUUUCAAGCUAAUAUACUUGAAAGCCUAUAAAUCUGUAAGAUUGAAGUUAAGAAUUUUGCCUACUCCUUCCAUACCAUACAUACACUUAAUCCUGAAUCCAUCUCUCAUGUGUAACUACUUGAGUCCAAAGCUGAGAAAGCCUCUGCACUUUGUUUUUUCAAUGCCAACUUUCAUACAGGUUCAGGUAACCCUUAUAUAUGAAACCUGAAUUGGUAUGUUUCUCUUUCCUUUUACUACUACUGUCUCUUUAUGUUUUGGUUUUAGUAUGUUUAAAAUUAAAAAUUAAUUUUCGAGGCGACUCAUUGUUUAGUAUAUAAAUGAAAGUGACAUGGUGACUGUAUUUGCGCCUACAAUUGUCUUAUUCUUGGAAUCUUGCUGUAUUACAGAAAAAAAAUAUGAUGCAACCAUCCAAAAAUGACCCUACAAAGCAAGACUUUGACUCACUUAAACAAUUUCCACCAAAUUACUAGGUGGAGGAGAGAGUUAAGAUGCUACCUACCUUUUGCAAGUUUAGUUGCAAGUCAAGAUUAAUUUGCAUUUGUGAAUCUGUCUUUUGUUUAUCAAUUGCAAGAUGGGAAAUUGUGUCUCUCUCCAAAUCCAAGCACCAUGCGAGGAAGUGCUGAACCAUCUUGGUAGCUGCUUCUGCAGCAAAAUUAAAUAUAUCCAGAACCUCAAGAGGAAUCUAGUGGCUUUGGAGACAGCCAUGGAAGAUCUCAAGGCGGUGCGAUCUGAUCUGCUACGGAAAGUCCAUGCAGCAGAAGAAGGAGGAGGUCUACAAAGGCUUCAUCAAAUCAAGGUAUGGCUUGAGAGAGUCAAGACUAUUGAAUCUAAAUUCAAUGGUCUAUAUAGCACUAGAGAUGUUGAACUGGAAAGGUUGUGUUUCAGUGGUGCUGGCCCCAAGAACUUAAGACUGAGCUAUCUUUACGGAAAGAGGGUCUUGAAGAUGUUGAAUACGGUUGAAGACUUGAUAUCUAAAGGUUUUUUUGAUGAGGUGGCUAGUCCAGCUGCUAGAGCUGUGGGAGAGGAAAGACCUUUAACCCCGACGGUCGUUGGUCAAGAAACAGUUCUUGAAAAGGCGUGGAACCACCUCAUGGAUGAUGAAACUAAGAUCAUGGGUCUCUAUGGUAUGGGUGGAGUAGGGAAAACAACACUUCUCACACAGAUCAACAAUAAGCUUGUCGACUUGUGUGACACACAUGAUGGGGUUGAGAUAGUCAUAUGGGUUGUGGUGUCUGGUGAUAUACAAAUCCACAAGAUACAACACAGGAUCGGCAACAAGAUAGGAUACAAAGGUGUUGAAUGGAAGAAGAAAAAAGAAAACCAAAAGGCACUAGAGAUAUUCAACUUUCUAAGCAAGAAAAGAUUCGUGUUACUCUUAGAUGACAUAUGGAGGAAAGUAGAUCUAACGGAGAUUGGUAUCCCUAAUCCAACAAGCCAAAACGGAUGCAAGAUAGUAUUCACAACUCGCUCUCUAGGCGUAUGUACGAGCAUGGGGGUCCAUGAACCAAUGGAGGUACAAUGUUUAACUACAACCGAUGCAUGGGACUUGUUCAAGAAGAAAGUUGGACAGAACACACUUGAAAGACAUCCAGACAUUCCCAAGAUCGCAAGAAAAGUUGCUGGAGCAUGCCGUGGCUUGCCACUAGCGUUAAAUGUCAUUGGAGAGACAAUGUCAUGCAAGAAGACGACACAAGAAUGGUACCAUGCGGUUGAUGUUUUGAAAACGUAUGCCGCGGAUUUUAGUGACGUGAAGGAGAAGAUUCUUCCCAUCUUGAAGUACAGCUAUGAUAAUCUUGAAGGUGACAAUGUCAAAUCUUGUUUCUUGUAUUGCUCUCUCUUUCCAGAAGAUGCUUUAAUAGACAAAGAGAGGAUUAUAGACUUUUGGAUAUGUGAAGGGUUCAUUGAUGGGUAUGAGAGUAAAGAAAGAGCUGUGAACCAAGGGUAUGAGAUACUAGGUACCCUUGUGUGUGCCUCUUUAUUACAGGAAGGAGGGAAGUACGACAACAAGUCAUACGUGAGAAUGCAUGAUGUGGUUCGAGAGAUGGCCCUGUGGAUAGCAUCUGAUCUUGAGAAGCAUAAAGGAAGUUACAUCGUACGAGCUGGUGUGGGGUUGAACGAAGUACCAAAGGUGCAGAACUGGCAACUUGUGACAAGGAUGUCACUGGUGAAUAACAAGAUCAAAGAGAUACAUGAGAGUCAUAAGUGUCCUAAGCUUACAACUCUUCUUCUUCAGAACAACCGCUGUCUUGUAAGCAUCUCUGGUGAAUUCUUCCGGUCUAUGCCAAGACUAGUUGUUUUGGAUCUUUCAUGGAACGUCAAUCUCAAAGUUUUACCUGAGCAAAUAUCAGAGUUGGUUUCAUUGCGAUAUCUUGACUUGUCAGAGUCAAACAUUGUGAGUUUGCCUGUUGGUUUACAAAAGCUGAAAAGGCUGAUGCAUCUGAAUCUGGAGUCUAUGUUGUGCCUUGAAGGUUUCUCAGGGAUAUCGAAUCUGUCGAGUUUGAAGACGUUGAAGCUACUUAACUUCAUAAUGUGGCCAACUAUGAGCUUACUAGAGGAGCUGGAACGCUUGGAACAUUUAGAAGUUCUGACCGUAGAGAUCACGUCAAGUUCGGUAUUGAAACAGCUCUUAUGCUCUCACAGGUUGGUGAGAUGUCUUCAAAAGCUAUCUAUUAAGUACAUUGAGGAAGAGUCAGUCAGAGUUUUGACGUUGCCAUCGAUACAAGAUCUCCGUGAAGUCUUCAUAGGAGGGUGUGGAAUCCGGGAGAUAAUGAUAGAGAGGAACACAAUGUUGAUAAGUCCAUGCUUACCGCACCUAUCCAAAGUUUUGAUAGCUGGUUGCAAUGGUCUUAAGGAUUUGACGUGGCUACUGUUCGCUCCUAACCUCACUCAUCUCAGUGUUUGGAACUCAAGCCAGCUAGAAGAGAUAAUAAGCCUAGAGAACGCUGCAACGGUUGAUACUGUUCCUUUUAGGAAACUAGAAUAUCUACACUUGUGGGACUUACCUGAACUGGUGAGUAUCUACUGGAGUCCUUUGCCUUUUCCAUAUUUGAAUCUGAUCAACGUACAAAACGAUUGUCAGAAGCUGAGAAAGCUUCCUUUGGAUUCUCAAAGUUGUAUUGCGGGUGAAGAGCUUGUCAUUGAGUAUGGAGAUGAAGAAUGGAAAGAAAAAGUUGAAUGGGGUGACGAAGCCACGAGACUCCGUUUCUUACCAUCCUGCAAGUUGGUUUUGUAUGAUGUUUGAGCCAGAGAAAGCUUCCAAAUGUCUUCAAUGCAUGGGAGGUUGAUUCUAGAUCUUGAUUCCAUGUGAUCAAGUGGUGAAUCAAGUUUUUCAGAGAAUCAGGUUGAUUCUCGAUCUUUGCAUCAACGGGGGUUAUAUUCACAGCCUUUCAGAGAAUCAAGCGGCGCUGCAAAAAGACAUAGAGGUACUCAAGGCAAAGCAAGAUGAUGUGCAAAGAAGGAGUUACAUGGCGUCGCAAAAGGCUCUCUCAAGUCCAGAGUGUCCAGAGAUGAGAAAGCUGCUAUUGGAUUCUCAAAGAGUAGACAAAACAAGCUCGCUUCCAAGCAAGGAUCAUGAAGAUAAUGCUUAGCUACAUCAGUGUACAUAUGUUACUCUGUUCUGAAUGGUUUUCUUGGAAUAUAAAGAAAUGUUACAACUCAAAUUUAAUCAGGACGAGUUCAUUGUGUCAUUAUGUCAGAAAAAGUUCUAUAACAAGAGCUUGAAAAGAAUGA